GCUCCAGCGACCCAGUGUGAGGAGCGCAGGGAUCGCUACUACUACCCUUGUGCGUGCGUGUGUGUGUGCACUUGUAAUUAUUGUGUCGAUAUAUUCAGGAUAAUAUCUGUCAGAUAAUCAACGUAUUCUUAUAACAUCCUGUGGGCAGGAUGUGUACACAGCAAUGAUCCUGUGGCUCCUGGUCCUUGGUCUCUGGCUCCAUCUGGACACCGCAGCCAAGUCCGACAAGGACGUGCAGGAGGUGACGUCUAACCAGCUACACGUAGUCUGGCAACAGACGACAGUCUCGCUCCACUAUGACGUCACAGAGUUACCUGUGGAUGACGCUUCUACCUCUCUGACACCGUACUUCGAUGACUCCGCCAGUGUUGUCAACGUCACGGUUCAAUUCGGCGCCACGGCCGUUCUCCAUUGCAGAGUCAGCGAACUCACCGACAAAACUACGGUAUCCUGGCUGAGACGCCAGGAAGGACAGUUGCGCCUGGUGUCGGUCGGACUGGACAUAUACUCCGGAGACUCCAGGUUCACCGUAGCUCUUGUGGAGCCGAACGACUGGACCUUGACUCUCUCCUCCGCCCAGAACACUGACGAGGGCCUGUACGAGUGUCAGGUAUCCUCUCACCCCCCACUCGUCCACACGCUCUACCUCCAGGUGGUCGUUCCAGAACUGCAGAUAUGGGAUGAGAGAGGAAUACCGAUCAGGAACAAGUUCUACAACGCCGGCAGCACUAUAGAGCUCAAGUGUUCUAUAUCCAAGGUUCCCAAGCCACACCACUUCAUACUGUGGAAACACGGCACCAAUAUACUCAACUAUGAUGUGACUCGUGGCGGUAUCAGCGUGAAGACUGACAUGCUGGCAGAUGGACUCAAGAGUAGGCUGUACAUCGCCAAUGUUGGAGCCCUAGAUUCUGGCAACUACACGUGUUCACUGCAGGAUGUUGCGGAAACCAGCGUCUCAGUACACGUUUUAAACGGAGAGACCCCUGCGGCUAUGCAGCACGGAGGGUCCAGUUGCCACUUUCCUCACACACUUCGACUUCUUCUGCUACUCACCUUCUCGUUAAUGCUCAACUCGAGAUGACAAUUCACUUCACCUUUCAGUUAACUUGUAAAACACUCAUCGAGUCUUUCAUUUCUCAAACAUGUUUAUAAAUUGUGAAGUAAUCGAUUUUUAUUUCAAGAUUACUAUGAUUAUGUGUUAUACUAAGUGUUUAUUAUUCAUUAAACAUUUUUCAUAAAACGAUUAGAUUACAAUAAAAUGUUAUAGUUUUUCAA
Homalodisca vitripennis (glassy-winged sharpshooter) is the source of this 1275-nucleotide messenger RNA. RefSeq lists its product as uncharacterized. Gene Ontology annotation, cellular component: neuron projection membrane. NCBI's taxonomy places the organism in Eukaryota, Metazoa, Arthropoda, Insecta, Hemiptera, Cicadellidae. The coding region runs from base 164 to 1081 and encodes 305 amino acids. The transcript is spliced from 7 exons. Gene Ontology annotation, biological process: synapse organization. The record is from RefSeq and is a predicted model, not a curated record.